GCAUCCGGAUCCUCGGUUUCCACCCUUCAGUCGUACAUGCUCAGUCGAAUCUUCAAUUUUCACACUCUCAAGGCGAAGACCUAAGCUCUCUCCCAUCUCAUGGCCCCGGUCGCCCCCAAGUCCGGCGAUGCGAUUUUUGCCAGCGUUGAUAGAGUGGCAAAACGCGGAGCUAUUCACUCUAACAUACGGUGCUAUCGUGCGCCAGCUCCUCACCGAUCUGGAGGAGGUGGACGAGGUCAACAAGCAGCUCGAUCAAAUGGGUUAUAACAUUGGGGUUCGGCUAGUUGAUGAAUUUCUUGCAAAAUCUAAUGUUAACAGAUGCGUAGAUUUUAGAGAAACUGCUGAAGUCAUUGCUAAGGUUGGAUUCAAAAUGUUCCUGGGCGUCACUGCAUCUGUCACUAACUGGGAUGCAGAGGGGACAACCUGCAGUAUAAUUUUGGAGGAUAAUCCUCUGGUAGACUUUGUUGAGCUUCCUGAUACCUGUCAAGGACUGUAUUAUUGCAAUAUCUUAAGUGGAGUCAUUCGAGGAGCUCUUGAGAUGGUGUCAAUGAAAACAGAAGUCACGUGGCUGCGUGAUAUGCUUAGAGGGGAUGAUGUGUUCGAGCUGCAGGUGAAACUUCUGAAACAAGUUCCAGAAGAGUACCCUUAUAAAGAUGAUGAGUAACAUGUGUCCUUUGAAACCUUCCAGUUCCCUUCUAUCAUUCAGGUUUUCCUUAGUUCCUCCACUCCAAUUACCUCUAGCCUACUUGUUCAGAGUUAGGUAUUCUCCGUAGCAUGAGACUACCUUAUGCUGAUUUCCGUGGUUAGGAUAUUUGUCUUUUGUUUUUUGUAGUUUCUAUUGAAGUUUACUGACUUGAGCUUGAAGCAAGACCGGUUUAGGAUGAACUCAAUGUACUGCACCAAAGAUAUGUUAGGCACUUGUUGAAAAGAGUAGUGAUAUCGGCUUUUGCAGUA
This is a messenger RNA of Sesamum indicum (sesame), 954 nucleotides long. RefSeq lists its product as uncharacterized. Lineage: Eukaryota; Viridiplantae; Streptophyta; Magnoliopsida; Lamiales; Pedaliaceae. Gene Ontology annotation, cellular component: TRAPP complex. Gene Ontology annotation, biological process: Golgi vesicle transport. The record is from RefSeq and is a predicted model, not a curated record.